Molecule: messenger RNA, 741 nt
Organism: Pelagomonas calceolata
Lineage: Eukaryota; Pelagophyceae; Pelagomonadales; Pelagomonadaceae
Source: the annotation of a GenBank genome assembly
AGCGCGAGGGAGCUCGCUUGGCAAGCUAAAAGCAUUGCAUCAUUCAACGGCACUCACGAGAGCUGUACGUGCACCGUGCCGCGUGCAUGCAAGCACGCCUCAGCAUCUCUCAGCUAGCCAGCAUACCUCGCACAGCGGCGUGAAGCGCUGUAGCGCGGCGCGGCCGUACCAGUGGUCAGUGCGGGCGCAGCAGCCGCAGACGACACGCCGCAGUGAAAGGGCGAAACGCCGCGUCGCAGCAAAAUGGGCAAGAAGGAUCGGCUAUGUCCGAACCCCGUGAUGGCCCACAAAAAAAAGAUGAAGCAGAAGGAGAUCAAGCGCAACAAGCGUCACAAGGUCGAGCGCCAGGAGGCGCAGGAGCUCCUCCGCGACCCCGACGCGCUCGCCGCCGAGAUCGCGCGCGUCGCCGAGGACGCGACGCAUAGCUCCGAGGCUCGUGCGAAACUGAAGGCGCUCCAGGCGCACCAGAAGGUGCUGGCGAAGAGCAUCGCGGCGGACGCUAAGCGGCGUCCCGAAGAGCUUGGCUUCAAGGGAGCGGGCUCUCCUCGCGGCCCGCCGCCGCGAGGCGCUGCAGGCCCUCGCGGCUCCCAGGCUCGGCCUCCUCCGCCACCACCCCGGGGCGCACCGCCCGCGCACGCGUUCGUGGGCCGAGGUCCGCCGUCGGCGCCUGUGUGGAAAUCAAGCACUGCGGGAGACCUUCGUCUGAAGUUUGAACUCCGCACAGGCCGCCGCCGCCGCGAG